AUCGCGAUGGGGGCGGGGUGCGUGGGGAUGGUAGAUGGACUCUGUCAAAGAGUUCCAGAUGGAAUCAAGUAGAUUUACAAUGUCUGUUGAACAUAGAGGAUUUCAUUCUACAUUCUGUCCCAUCCUGGUGAGCUGCUCUCUUAUACACCAGCCAGCCUGGCAGCGGCCGCAGAAAUCGCCGACGUGCUGGACGACGACGGGCCAUGACACUGCCAGAUCAGUCGCGAGAACCGAGAGGAAACCCAGACCAAGCCAGCUGCAUUACCAGAAGAGCCGACAAGAGAGUUGGGAGUCGAACGCUCCACCGUUGGAUCGACCGAAGGCCAAGGACCUAUCAAGGCUCGACAGGUACAAUCGGGACCAAAAAUGAGGCCAUUCACCGCUCUUUCAGUGGAUCCCAGGCUUCUUAGUCAGAGAUCGCAUCUCCCAGUCUCUGUCCCUGAUUGCAUUCUCAUGUGAGCUCCGCCCUGGCAGGAGGGUCUCCGCAUCGUC
Molecule: messenger RNA, 492 nt
Organism: Aspergillus campestris IBT 28561
Lineage: Eukaryota; Fungi; Ascomycota; Eurotiomycetes; Eurotiales; Aspergillaceae
Exons: 1
Coding region: 35-370 (111 amino acids)
Source: RefSeq, a predicted model, not a curated record